AUGAUAUCACGAACAUUGAGUAUUAUUGAUUAUAUUGUUCUUGUUAUACUUCUUGCAUCAUCGGCUGUUAUUGGACUUAUAUUUGGAGUUUUUAAAUCAAAAAAAAAUUCGGCUAAAGAAUUUCUUCUCGCUGAUGGUACUAUGGGAAUAUUUCCAACUGCUCUUAGUAUUUUAGUAUCGUUUGUCUCUGCUAUUGGAUUAUUAGGAGUACCGACUGAAAUCUAUGUUUAUGGAACAAUGUAUGGUUAUCAAGUUAUAUCAGGAAUUUUAGCUUCAACAAUAACAGCAUUAAUAUUCAUGCCAAAAUUUCGUAAAAUGAAAUUUACAAGUAUUUAUGAAUAUUUAGAAAUACGUUUUGAUCGAAGAGUACGAAUGUGUGUAGUAUUUGCAUAUUCAUUUCUAAUGUUGCUCUAUAUGGCGAUUGUUUUAUAUGCUCCGGCAUCAGCAUUAAGUCAAACUACUGGUUUAAAUAUUUGGCUUUCAAUCAUUUCAAUGGGUGCAAUUUGUACAUUUUAUUCAUCAAUUGGUGGUAUGAAAGCAGUCAUAUGGACAGAUGUUUUACAAGCAAUAGUCAUUCUUGUCGGUUUUCUUGCUUUUAUUAUACAAGGUUUUAUAGUACUUGGUGGUGUUAAAAGAACAUUUUCAAUAGCAGCAAAAGGGGGUCGAUUAGAAUUUGAUAGUGUAAGUUUUCAUCCUCAUGCUCGUCAUACGAUUUGGUCAUUAGUUCUUGGUGGUGGUCUUAGUUCUAUAUCAACUUAUAGUUUUAAUCAAAUUCAAGUUCAACGUUAUAUGUGUGUACGUACAACACGUGAUGCUCAAAAAGCAUUAUUAAUAAAUACAAUUGGUCAUACAUUUGUUGUUAUAUCAUGUUGUACUAUUGGAAUUAUUCUUUAUGCAUAUUAUGUUGAUUGUGAUCCAUAUACAGCUAAAUAUAUUUCAAGUAUAGAUCAAUUAUAUCCAUAUUUUGUUAUGGAAGUAUUUAGUGAUAAAAAAGGUUUACCUGGAAUAUUUCUUGCUUGUAUUUUUUCUGGUUCAUUAUCAACAAUAUCAUCUGGUUUAAAUAGUCUUGCAGCUGUUUUUAUUGAAGAUCUUUAUAAAGGUUUAAUAGGAAAGCAAAUAAGUGAUGAAAGACAAGGUUUUAUAUCAAAACUUUUAUCAAUUCUAUUAGGAAUUAUAGUUAUGUUAUUAGCAUAUGUUGUAAGUUAUCUUGGAUCAAUACUUACUAUUGCAAUAUCAUUAUUUGGUGCUUUAUCUGGUCCAAUAAUGGGUGUUUUUUUUCUUGGAUUAUUUUUUCCACAAGCCAAUAAUCAUGGUGGUUUUAUUGGCUUUUUAAUAAGUAUUUUCAUACAAUUAUGGCUUCUUCUAGGAGCACAAUUAACUAAAAAUCAAAUGAAAAAUGUACGUUUACCAUUAUCAGUUGCUAAUUGUCCUGUACCAGUUAAUAUGACUACACGAAUAACAAUUCCAACUAGAUCAAAUCCAUUACUUGGCUUUUAUUCUAUUAGUUAUAUGUGGUAUUCAACAAUAGCUGUUUGUACUGUUCUGACUGUUGGAAUAAUCGUAUCGUAUUUAACUCGUCCAAAUAAACAAAAGGAAAUUGAUCCAAAGUUAAUAAUACAUGUUAAUGAUCUAUGUGGUUCUUGUUUACCUAAACGAAUACGUGAAUGGUUGAGAUAUAAUGUUACAGAUGAUGUAGAUUUGGAAAAAAAGGUUCCAAAUGAUACUCAAUCAACAGCAGCAAAGGACUUGAAUACAGUUCAUGAUAUUACAAUUCAAAAAAUAUUUGAUACAAAUAUAAGAACUAUAUCUUCAUUGGAUGUUGUAAUAAAACGAACAAUAGAUGGUGCUUAUGAUAAUCCAGCAAUGUUAACAAGAUUCUAA
This is a messenger RNA of Rotaria sp. Silwood1, 1881 nucleotides long. The record is from the annotation of a GenBank genome assembly. Lineage: Eukaryota; Metazoa; Rotifera; Eurotatoria; Philodinida; Philodinidae.